Messenger RNA from Nycticebus coucang (slow loris), 2750 nucleotides. RefSeq names its product ABO, alpha 1-3-N-acetylgalactosaminyltransferase and alpha 1-3-galactosyltransferase (gene ABO). Gene Ontology annotation, molecular function: glycoprotein-fucosylgalactoside alpha-N-acetylgalactosaminyltransferase activity. Gene Ontology annotation, cellular component: membrane; vesicle; Golgi apparatus. Gene Ontology annotation, biological process: carbohydrate metabolic process. The record is from RefSeq and is a predicted model, not a curated record. NCBI's taxonomy places the organism in Eukaryota, Metazoa, Chordata, Mammalia, Primates, Lorisidae. The transcript has 6 exons. The coding region runs from base 744 to 1925 and encodes 393 amino acids.
AAGUGCUGGUAUUACAGGUAUCAGCCACUGCACCCAGCUGAGCCCAAGAGUUUGAGGUUGCUGUGAGUUAUGACACCAAAGGACUGACUCUAGUCUGGGCAAAAGAGUGAAACUGUCUUUAAAAAAAAAAAAAAAGAACCAAGUGUGGUGGCUCACACCUGUAAUCCUAGCACUCUGGAAGGCUGAGGCAGGUAGAUGGCCUGAGCUCAGGAGUUCCAGACCAGCCUGAGCAAUAGCAAGACCAUCUCUAAAAAAUAGCCAGGCAUUGUGUAGGGCACCUGUAGUCCCAGCUACUAGGGAGGCUGAGGCAAGAGAAUUGAUUGAACCCAAGAGUUUGAGGUUGCUGUGAGCUGUGAUGCCACCGUACUCUAACAAGUCUCGCCAAAGUGACACUGUGUCUCAAAAAAAAAAAAAGACUUUCUGUGGUUUCCAUGUGCAUGAGGUACUUGGGAGAAUUGGUGGCGGAAGCUGCUCUCGUCACUCAGCCUGACCAUGAGGCUGCUCAGCCUUCCGUGGAUGGGCGUCAGCAGUGAUGUGAUGGAGUUUGUUCCAGCGCCAUUCAUUUUGGCCUCCAUGGGAAGGGGGUACUCAGUGGGAAGGGCUCACUGGGAGGCUGGGUGACUCUGAGAGUCGAGGAAGCAACUGUGGGGCUGGCCAGGGAGGAACAGACCAUCCGGAGAGGGGUUCGGAGAGACUGGGGUUGUGCCCUGGUAUCCCCUGUGGGGGUCGGGCAGGCCUGACAGAUGGAGGCUGGUCACAUGACAACACUCAGCCAAAGCACCAAAGUGGGGCAGGUAAGAGGGGGUCAGGGUGGUCUGAUUUUCCACUGGUAUUUUCCAGGACAACCAAACUGCCAGUACCUCCGUCCUUUGAUUUUUCUCCUAGUGACACUUGUCUUGGUCCUUGCUGGCUAUUGGCUUCUGAGCCCCAGAAGUGAGAUUCUGGGGAGCCUGGGAGCAGGAGCCCGAGCAGCUGCUAGACAACCGGACAGCCUGGCCAUCAUCCAGCUGCCCAGGAUGGUCUACACCCAGCCUCAGGUGCUGACACCCUCUAGGAGGGACGUCCUGGUUGUGACCCCUUGGUUGGCUCCCAUCGUCUGGGAGGGGACUUUCAACAUUGACAUCCUCAAUGAGCAGUUCCGGCUCCAGAAUGUCACCAUCGGAUUAACUGUAUUUGCCAUCAAAAAGUACGUGGUCUUCCUGAAGCUGUUCCUGGAGACGGCGGAGAAGCACUUCAUGGCGGGACACCGGGUCAUCUACUACGUGUUCACCGACCGGCCGGCCGCCGUGCCGCGCGUGGCGCUGGGCCCGGGCCGGCGGCUGCAGGUGCAGCGGGUGCGCGCCUACGCGCGCUGGCAGGACGUGUCCAUGCGCCGCAUGCAGAUGAUCGCCGACUUCACCGAGCGCCGCUUCCUGCGCGAGGUGGACUACCUGGUGUGUGCCGACAUGGACAUGCAGUUCCGCGACCACGUGGGCGUGGAGAUCCUGUCACCGCUGUUCGGCACCCUCCACCCCGGCUACUACGGGAGCCCCCGGGAGGCCUUCCCCUACGAGCGCCGGCCGCUGUCCCAGGCGCACAUCCCGCAGGUCGAGGGCGACUUCUACUACAUGGGCGCCUUCUUUGGGGGGUCGACACGGGAGGUGCAGCGGCUCGCCAGGGCCUGCCACCAGGCCAUGACGGUCGACCGCGACAACGGCAUCGAGGCGGUGUGGCACGACGAGAGCCACCUAAACUGGUACCUGCUGCACCACAAGCCCAGCCGGGUGCUGUCCCCGGAGUACAUGUGGGACGAGCAGCUGCUGGGCUGGCCGCAGAUCAUGAGGAAGCUGAGGUUCGUGGCGGUGCCCAAGAACCACCAGGAGAUCCGCAAGUCUGAGCUCAAGAGCCCAGCGGCCCUGCCUCCCGCCCCGGGCACCGGGCACUAGGACACUAGGGUGUCCUGUUUUGUUAGGAGAAACAGCUGAAGCCUAAUCCUCCCCCCACCGGGCAUUCAGGAGGACCUGGCGCCAGUCCGGCAGACGCGCGCGCCUGCACAGACAGCACUGAGGCCGACCCCACCCACCCCAAGUUCAGCGCCCUUGGCCUGGACUCUUGACCUGGCCACCUGCUCCCCCUCCCCAGUCCCUCUGAGCGCUCCCAAGGCGCCUGCAGCCUCCAGGAGACAAGGGGGUCUCAGCCCCUCCUAACAAAGGACCAGGGAUGAAGGGCGCUGCAGGACACAGCCUCAGGAGGCCAGGGUGCCAAGGUGCUGGCUGGCCCAUGGCUUCAGCUUGUCUCAAAUACCUUCCUCUUCUCACAGACCCCUCCCAACCUGCGCCCCUCCCCUCAGAGAGACUCAAGCCGGACCUGGGAUGCGAGGGAAUAGCAGCUUUUCCGUGGGUGUAAACCCGCUCCUGUAAUUAUUAAGUCAAGAAACAGACUACAGGAGAUGAGAUGACAUGUAGCGAAGAUCUUUAUUUAGGGGUUUGAUUUUAUACCUUUCUAGUCACAUACACACUUAAUCUAUUAUCUAUUAGUUUCACCAUUACUUCAAUUUACCUAUGUGAAAUCAACUAAAAAGGAAAUAUCCUGUUACCACAUCAACACAAUCACUUUUUUUUUUUUUUUAAUUUUUUUUUUUUUGUGUAGAGACAGUUUCACUUUAUGGCCCUCGGUAGAGUGCCGUGGCCUUACACAGCUCACAGCAACCUCCAACUCCUGGGCUUAGGCGAUUCUCUUGCCUCAGCCUCCCAAGUAGCUGGGACUACAGG